Messenger RNA from Myotis lucifugus (little brown bat), 1019 nucleotides. It is a transcript of the gene PFDN4, whose product is annotated as prefoldin subunit 4. The record is from RefSeq and is a predicted model, not a curated record. The coding region runs from base 231 to 752 and encodes 173 amino acids. The transcript has 5 exons. NCBI's taxonomy places the organism in Eukaryota, Metazoa, Chordata, Mammalia, Chiroptera, Vespertilionidae. Gene Ontology annotation, biological process: protein folding. Gene Ontology annotation, cellular component: prefoldin complex; cytoplasm.
GCGCACAGGGCGGUGCCCGUCCCUUUAACUGGCACGUACCAAGUCCUUCCAGAGCCCAUCUCCUCCCUGGGUCCAGGCGUUCGCUCUCCUCGGUCGCAGACCCAAGAGGAGGGAAUGUGGAGCCGGUGGUGUAUUUUGCGGGAGUUGUGGGCCCACAGGGAGUGAGCGGGGGCCGGGAAGGACCGCGCGGGCUCAGCCCUCCCCUCCGCGCGCCGUGGUCCAGUCCCAAGAUGGCGGCCACCAUGAAGAAGGCGGCUGCAGAAGACGUCAAUGUUACUUUUGAAGAUCAACAAAAGAUAAACAAAUUUGCACGGAAUACGAGUAGAAUCACAGAGCUGAAGGAAGAAAUAGAUGUAAAAAAGAAACAACUCCAGAAUUUAGAAGAUGCCUGCGAGGACAUCAUGCUUGCAGAUGAAGACUGCUUAAUGAUACCUUAUCAGAUUGGUGAUGUUUUCAUUAGCCAUUCUCAAGAAGAAACACAAGACAUGUUAGAAGAAGCAAAGUUGCAUAGUUACCUUAUGGGCGGUUGGAGAGGCUCCGGCAGAAGCCAUGCCUGUGACGCAGUGUUUAGCAGAAGUGGCCGACGUGUUUAUGGAGGGUUCUUUGUUUAUUCAGAUAUGAAAAAUUUGCAAGAAGAAAUCGACGCCUUAGAAUCCAGAGUGGAAUCCAUUCAGCGGGUGUUAGCAGAUUUGAAAGUUCAGUUAUAUGCAAAAUUUGGGAGCAACAUAAACCUUGAAGCUGAUGAAAGCUAAACAUUUUAUAUUACCUUUAAAAUUUGUUUAAUAAACUUGAAUAUUGUUUAAAUGAUAAUUUUCCUUUUUCAAAUGAUAUGAAAAGCAAAACUUUCUUUUUUAAAAAAGAUUUCAUUUAUUUAAUGGAAACUUGCCUAUUUUCACAUGUCUUGCUUAUUUAUUUUAUAUUUUUAAAAGAAGACAGUAUUCAUCUAUGUAUUUUGCAUAACGAUUCUAUCAAGUGUAGGGGUUUUGUGUCAUGUUAUUAAAAUCAGUUAAGCAAUCUUU